Adineta steineri is the source of this 2523-nucleotide messenger RNA. NCBI's taxonomy places the organism in Eukaryota, Metazoa, Rotifera, Eurotatoria, Adinetida, Adinetidae. The record is from the annotation of a GenBank genome assembly.
AUGCUUUAUUACCUGUUACUACUCGUUUACUAUCCAUUUAUUCAUGCUAAUCAUUUCAAUGGUGGUAGCAUUAGAUGGCAACCGGUAAAUCCUUCUACCAAUUCAAGUUUGGUCACAUUAACUAUUAUACAAUCCUAUCGGUGGACAUAUCCUAAUAUAAAAUGUGCAACUAAUGUACCCAUGACGACUAGUGGUCGAGCAACUCAAUACUCGAAUCUAACCUGUAUGUCUGAUUGUUCAACUGAUGGUGGUUAUUCUAGUGCACCUAUUAGUACAUUAACAGAUUGUACUUCUGCAAGUUCAUCACUCGGUAUGAUGACAAGUGAACGUUCAAAAAAUAUUACACUUACUGCAGGUGCACAUUUUUAUCUAGCAUAUGUAGGAAGUUCAUGGUUACCAUUAGGUAGUCCUACUACAAGUAAUCUUCAAUGGUCAAUAAUUACCUCGAUCGAUAUUCGAAUGCGACCAGAUGGCUUUAUUAAUACGCCACCAGUUGUUGGUUUAAUACCUCCACAAUAUAUAAUUGUCAAUACAACCGCUCAAAUUCGUAUACCUGUAUCAGAUGUUAAUGCAGGUGAUGAUGUACGCUGUCGAUGGUCAGUAUAUACAAAUGGAUAUCGUCGGAGAAGACAAAUGGAUGAUAAUGAUGUAUAUGAUGAAUCAACCACGGUUACGUAUAAAACAUCAAUCUUCAACAAAGAAAAUGUACUCGAUAGGAAACCACGAGAUUCAUGUACGCCAUACUGCGUAUGGAGCUGUGCCAAAAAGUGCUGCUGUAGUAAUUCUUAUGCGUGUCAAGGAACCACCUGCACUGGCACAAAAUGUAACGACAACCCUACAUGUACUGCUACUGCUGCAACAUCAACUACUAUCGAUACUCCAGGACCACUUAAAGCAACUUCAACGUUUCCUAUUCGUCUAGCAAUUGAUGAAUGUGGUGGUAUAUGUUACUCAAGUACCUUACCUAGUGCCACUACUCUGUCUAAUUGUACUGUCUCUGUGAAAGGUUUGAUACCUGAUACUUGGUACGCUGCCGCUAUUCAAGUCGAAGAUUUUAUUAACGUGUCAAGUACCACUCCAAUGAGCUCUGUACCAAUACAAUUUCUCAUUUAUGUUAUGCCUGAACCAGACUGUUCACAAGCACCUGUUAUAAUACCAUUAACUGGUUGUUUAGAAGUAUCAGUUGGCGUACCAGUGCGUUUUAAUCUAUCUAUAUUGAAUUUAUGUGAUCCAGAUGUGGCUGAUAUUUCUGAUAUGACUUUAUCAACACAAAUUACAGGCAUGCAACAAAACAAUCUGACACAUUCUUCAAGUAAUUCAUCAUUAUCUUUUGUUACAUUUGCAUGGACACCGCAAACAAAUCAAAUAGGUUCACAACAAAUGUGUGCAAUUGCAUAUACUGAGGAACAAGUUCAAUCUGCAGAAUACUGUGUUACAUUUACUGUGAAAACAUCAACAGCAUUGUGUGUAACAACGACUACGACAACAACAACAACCACCACCACAACAACUACAGCAACAACAAGUACCACAGCAACUACAACAACAACUACGACGUCGACUACAACAACAACUACCACAGCAACUACAGCAACAACUGCCACAACUACAACUACAGCGACAACAACAACCACUGCGACAACAUCGACAACUACAACAACAUCAACAACUACUACGACAACAUCUACAACUUCAACAACAUCAGCAACUACAACAACUGCAACAACAUCAACUACUACUACUAGCACAACAAUAACUACAAUAGCUACUGAUAGUUCAAGUAGAGGUCCAAGUUGGGGAUUAAUUGCCGGUAUUGCUUCGAUUGCAUUACCAUUGGCUCUAUGUACUGGAUGCUGUUUGUAUCGAUUAUUCUGGAGUCCAGCUGCUAGACGUCGUCGUCAAGAACGAGAAGGACGUGAUCAAUGCCGAUAUAGUCAAUUAGAUUCAAGAGCAGAAAGUGUUGAACAAGAACUUUCUCCUAUGGAUAAAAAUUUUCGAAUAAGAAAACCUAGCAAAGCUUAUCAAAUAUACAAUAUUCUUUAUAACAAAGGUAAUACCAAUGGUACUGGUUCGACAAUUGGAAAUGAACCGAGUAUACUUAUGACGAUAUAUAAUAAUACAAAUGGAAAACAUAAUACAGCUACGAAAACUCCAGAUACUCAAUCAUCAAUCGCAACAGGAGAUGCAUGGACACAACCAAAAACACCCGAGAAAGCUGUUAACACUUUAGAUGCUAAUCAACAUGACCCAUUCAAAAGUAAUUCAAUCAAUAGCAUACUAAAUUCGAAUGAAUCACAACAAGAUCUUAAUGUUAAUCAAUUAUUUCCUGAUCAAGAAAGGUUAAGAGCCCUUUCAACAACAUCAGAUCAAGUUGAUCCUGCUAAUGCUUUACAGACACCAUUGAGUAAUACAUAUGAAGCGGCACAACCAUUUCAUUCUCGUCGUAGAAUGUCUAAUUUUGAAAAAUUAGCACGAAGAUAUCUCUUUGGAUUCGGUGACCCUUCUAAGAUAUCUCAUGACUAG